CGACGGGAAAGGCUAUUGUCGUUGACAUUACUUCAUUGUUUUGAUUCUGCCUGCAAGUUUCGACCUUAUGUUGACGGAAUCCAGCACGUCAGAUAUCUAACAUGAUAAGCACUUAAUAACCGUCUUGAAAAUAACAUGGAUGAUAAGAACAAAGACGAUUCCCAAUAUGCCAAAUUGGAACUUGAGCAAAAAACCUUGGAAGUGGCACAAGAAUCCCGGUGGUGCACCAUACCACAGCAUAUCUUGAUCAAGGUCUUCAUGUAUUUAAGCUUAGUAGAUAGAACCAAAGCUUCUAUGGUCUGCCAAUACUGGAAUAGAACUUAUCACCUGCCUGACCUGUGGCAAGUGUUUGAGUUUGAAUUCAACCAGGAAUCCACAUCCUACUUUAAGUCUACCCCAAAGAAUCUCAUUUCAAACGUGCUAGGUCAGCACAUCCAAGACCUGCAGUAUGUGUCAAUUAAGGUGGACAGCAGCAAAGAGUCCGCUGAAUCCGCCUGCAAAAUCCUCAGCCGUCUCAUGAAAUGCUCGCUGAAGACAUUAAAUCUUAUGUCGUUGGCUAAGCCGAGCUUCAACUUGGUGAAAAAAGAGGACUUUGUGUCUGCAGUGAAUGUCGUGUUUGUCAACUCAAAUCACUUGUCAUCACUUGCCAUCAGUGAUACACCCGUUGAUGACCCAAGCAUUGCGUGUUUGGCCAAGGAAAACCAGAAUUCUUUAACAUUCUUAGACAUGGACAGCUGUACAAAAAUUUCACCACAAGGAAUUCUUUUUGUGGCAGAUCGUUGUCAGCAACUUCGGGAGCUGUCAAUAAAUUACUCGCAGUUGUCAGACAAACUUCUCUUGUCAUUGUGCAGUGAGGAACAUGUGAAGUUGGAAAAUCUUCGAAUUAAAAUAAGUAAUGAAUCGCAAGAAAAGAGCAAAUUUCACAAAAUAAGUAAAAAGAGCUGGGAUGCACUUUCUAAGCAUUCUCCGAAUCUGAUUCUGGUAAUGUCAUUCUACAUCAACAAAGACGUCUGCUUCGACUCGUUCUUUAACUUUGAGUGUCCAGUAACUCAUCUGUACUUUGGUCAUUCUGUUUCUCGAGAGGUGCUGAGUAGAAUCGGUGAUCACUGCCCAAACUUGUGCGAACUUGUCGUCUGCGCAAAUGGAAUGCACUUACUGGACAAGGAACUCAUCAAAAUUGGUAAACAUUGCAUCAAUAUGUCAUCUCUUGGCCUUGGUGAGUGUGAGAUAUCAUGCUCUGCAAUGGUGGAAUUCACACGCAUCUGCGGUUCCCGCCUCAAAAGCCUUUUUGUUCGUGAGGGUGUACUUCAAGAGGAUGAUGCGUACGGCUUAGAAUCCAUGUGUAAUGAAGUAUCGUGGAAUCUUGGUCGACCGUGGUCGUGUGAAGAAGCCCCAUGUUGGGAUUAGAUACUUCUCUCCCAAAUGUUUCAUAGAAUUUACAACUUUGUUUAUUGUGCUUCAUGCAUUGUAUGUAAAUAUGUGUACAUAUAAACUACUUUACAUGUAGGGCUUUUAUUAUUGUGAAAGAGUUUCUAACCGAAAAGGGCAAGUUAAUUCUACAGGGGUGAGGAAAAAACGAAACAGUUUGGUGCCAUAGGGUUGUGUUCUAAAAUGUCUGGAUAGAGAGGAGAUAUAGGCCUAUGGCUGAGCUAAGUAAUACAAAUCUGAACUCUAGAUAAGAUUAAUAAAGCUAAUAAUAAUGUCAAAGUUGUUUUCAGGUCCUAAGCAAGUAAGCCAGAAAAUCUUUUCGUGUUCAAUAAGCCUAAAAUUCCUCUCCAAACUAUGAAAUUUUAUUUUCUAUAUGGUUAUGAUAUCAUCAAAUCAUGGCCACAUACACGCACAUCAUGGCUAUAUAUGGGCAUUCAACCGUUUUUGACAAAGACAAUUUGACAGUCGGAAUGCUUAACCGACCCAAAUUCUCAUAAAUCUAGAGUAAUUUUUUAAAAUGUGUUUUAUACAAAGGAAGAGCCAACAAUACGUGUAAUUAAUAGUUUUGGUUCUGUGUGGUUAUCAUAUAACCAACCAAAAUGUAUGGGGGGAGUAACAGUUUCCUGUGAAACUUAGAAUUAAUUAAGCCUGGGCCUAUAGUAAAAAAAAUAAAAUUUCCGACCAACCAUUCGAUACGCUGGUUUUUACAAAUCUGUUGAGGCAAAAUUUGUUUACUACAAGAAUGUGAUUUAAUUUCUAUAUAGUAUAUUAUCAAUUAGUGUUGCUUUGGAUAGUGUUUGUUGUCAACUCAGCUAUAGAUAUCUACACCGGUUCUUUACUUGUGUUCUUAAAUAAAAAUAUGUUGAUUACUAGGUCCCCAGAGAGCUGAGUAUGAGUUCCCAUGGCGUUUAAUACCAUGACGGCUAUCGAUAUGCAAUAUAAAAUCAACAAAUUUUACUAGUACAGUAUUAUUAUUGUUAGUAUUGUACAAUAUCGGUAAACUGGUAAGAUUUUGUAUUCUUGAACAUAAUGGCUAUGUUCUCACACGUCUGCUAACGGUUAGCAGGAUCCGGAUCCUGCUAACCGUUAGCUGCCGUGCGUCCAUACGAGAAAAUCCUGA
Anneissia japonica is the source of this 2548-nucleotide messenger RNA. RefSeq names its product F-box/LRR-repeat protein 21-like. Lineage: Eukaryota; Metazoa; Echinodermata; Crinoidea; Comatulida; Comatulidae. Gene Ontology annotation, molecular function: protein binding. The coding region runs from base 136 to 1407 and encodes 423 amino acids. The transcript is spliced from 3 exons. Gene Ontology annotation, cellular component: SCF ubiquitin ligase complex. Gene Ontology annotation, biological process: SCF-dependent proteasomal ubiquitin-dependent protein catabolic process; positive regulation of protein ubiquitination. The record is from RefSeq and is a predicted model, not a curated record.